Messenger RNA from Poeciliopsis prolifica (blackstripe livebearer), 3390 nucleotides. Its product is annotated as arylsulfatase I-like. The transcript has 10 exons. Lineage: Eukaryota; Metazoa; Chordata; Actinopteri; Cyprinodontiformes; Poeciliidae. Bases 7 to 2166 code for a protein of 719 amino acids. The record is from RefSeq and is a predicted model, not a curated record.
GUAACGAUGCGGGCAGCUGCGACUGUGCUGAGCGUUUUCCUCAGCUUGGACUUCCUGUCGGCUCAGUCCCAGUCAGGCCGCAUAAACAGCAGCAACGUUCAGACUGGUGAGACUGGGAGGAAGAAUCAGCCGCACAUCAUCUUUAUUCUGAUUGACGACCAAGGCUACAACGACAUCGGUUACCACAACCCCACCAUCAUAACCCCAACUCUGGACAAACUGGCCGGAGAGGGCGUGAUACUGGAGAACUACUACGUCCAACCGAUCUGCACGCCGUCACGGAGCCAGCUGAUGACCGGCAGAUAUCAGAUCCACACAGGAUUGCAGCACUCCAUCAUCAGACCCAGGCAGCCCAGCUGUUUGCCCUCACACAUGGACACGCUGCCCGAGAGGCUCCGCCAGGCCGGGUACGCCACACACAUGGUGGGCAAGUGGCACCUGGGCUUCUACAGGAAGGCCUGCCUGCCCACCAGAAAAGGUUUCGACUCUUUCUUUGGUUCGUUAACAGGAAGUGUGGAUUAUUACAGCUAUCGGUCCUGUGACGGCCCGGGUUUGUGUGGCUACGACCUGCAUGACAAUGAGAGCGUCGCGUGGGGCCAGGAGGGAAAAUACUCCACGACGCUGUUCACCCAGAGAGCCAGGAAGAUCCUGGAGAGCCGCAGCCCGACGGACGGACCGCUCUUUCUGCUGCUGUCCCUCCAGGCGGUUCACACUCCUCUGCAGCCUCCCAAGUCCUACAUCUACCCCUACCACAACAUGGCCAACGUCGCCAGGCGGAAGUUCGCCGCCAUGGUUUCCACGGUGGACGAAGCCGUCCGAAAUGUGACCUAUGCCCUCAGGAAGUACGGCUACUACAGGAACAGUGUGAUCAUCUACUCCACUGACAAUGGAGCCCAGCCUUUCACUGGAGGGAGCAACUGGCCGCUACGAGGCAGGAAGGGCACGUAUUGGGAGGGCGGGGUGCGUGGCGUGGCGUUCGUCCACAGCCCGCUGCUGAAGCGAAGGAGGCGGGUCUCCAGAGCUCUGCUCCACAUCACGGACUGGUUCCCCACACUGGUGGGACUGGCCGGUGGCAACAUAACCCAGAGCCAAGGUCUGGAUGGGUUUGACGUUUGGGCCGCCAUCAGCGAGGGGAAGGAGUCUCCACGAAAAGAGAUUCUCCACAACAUCGACCCGCUGCACACACAUCCGACUGAAACCAAGAGCCGGGACGACAAGCCCAGAAAGAAAGCAGCUGCAAAAAUCCCGUCCAAAGCAGCUGCGUUUCAGAACCUGAAGAAAGUUCUGAAGCAGAAACUGGAUAAAAAGUCUGGAUUCAAGCUAAAAACCACCAAGAAACCUCAGAUUUUUUCCCAUCAGGCUGCAAAGAAAUCCAAGCCUGUUCCCAAGCUGAAGCUGACGUCUGGCCCAAAGACGAAACCAGAACCAGAGCUGCAGCGUGGAAUCCAGUCCGGCAGCGCUCCAUCUGGCGCUUUCCACCAAAAAUCCAGAACCAAAUCCAAGAGAACCACGUCACACAACUUGUCCCAGUCCAGACCCGCUCACACCAAACCAAAGAAACCACUCAAAGAGCAGCUAACGCCAAAACCCAAGCAGACCUUCGUCCAGACCCAGAACCAGAACACAUCUCAGUCUGGAACCCCGACACCGUCUCCGCUGUGGGACACGUCUGUCCAGGCCGCCAUCCGGGUCGGAGACUGGAAGCUGCUGACCGGAGAUCCGGGUCACGGAGACUGGGUCCCUCCACAGAUGCUUCCCACCCUUCCGGGCCGCUGGUGGAACCUGGAGCGUUCCUCCUCGGUGCUCUCCGACCCGCCCGGCCCGAAGACCGUCUGGCUCUUCAACAUCGCGACCGACCCGUUCGAGCGGCGGGACCUGGCGGACCGCAGGCCAGACGUGGUCCAGCAGUUGCUGGAGCGGCUCGCCCACUACAACCGGACCGCCGUGCCUGUGUACUUCCCCCCCGACGACCCGCGGGCCAACCCGAGCCGGAACAGCCGGGCCUGGGCGCCCUGGGCAGACGGAGAGGAAGAGGCGAAAUAUCAGGGAGUUUAUAAGAAAGGUAAGAACGCCAAGAAGAAGAGGAAGAAGAAGAAGUGCCGGCUGUGCAAGCUGAAGUCGUUCUUCCUGAAACUGAACACGGGGAUGAUGUCCAACGGCAUCUGAGGGCCUGAAGCAACAGAGACUCUGAUUUACACUUGUUAUUCAAAAUGUCUGUCAUUUUAUGCCCAAUGAGAUGUGAUCUGGCCAUUUGGACCUUUAAAAGGUCGGUUCACUCAAAUAUCUGAGCUUAAUAGACAGUUCGAUGUUUCACAGAGAAUCCUCAAAGUUUAUUUACCAGCAGUUUCCAGUUCCGCCCAACUUCGGUUACCUAGCAACAAGCUGUUGAGUAACUGGCGCAGCAGCAGUUUAAUGUUUCACCACAAUGCCUGCUUAAAAACAAACAACUAGAUAAAACAGGAAAGGUCAGACCACCAGUCGACAAUCUUUCAGAUAUCUAAAGCAGAAAAACGUAAUCAAUAACUAUCUGCAUUGACUGGUAAGAAACGAUUACAUCAUAUCGUCCAGCUCUAAGAAGAAUAAAUAUGUAGUUGUGUGAAUUGAUCCUUUGGAGAUUGAAAACUACCUUUUAGUCUUGAAGAUGUUUUCUAAGGUUUAUAUGAUAAUUUUAUGUUAUAAAAUGUUUUUUUUAAUGUACGACUCAUGUUGUUUUGAUCAGUAACUUGAAACCCAACAGAGUUUGUGGUUCAUGCAGUGACACCGUGCGGUACCGACCUGUGCUUCCACACCAAAUUCAACUGAUUAAUGACGUUUACCUGAAGCAGAAGGUCAUGAAUUCAAGCAGUUUUGUUUAUUUUUGCACAUUUCAUUUCUUCCCUCCGACCAGGAGUGAAUUUAGGUUCAUUUUUUAUAUCUGGAUGAAAAAUGACCUGGAUUCUGGUUUUCAUGGUUGUUUACCGUUAGAAGCUGUUGCUGGCUGUUUCUCCAUGUAUGCAUGCUCAGACUUUACAGCUGAAUGUUCGUCUCGGUUCUGAAAUCUGAACCGGAUGUUUACAUGUGCAAUGUUUAACCAAAACUCAUUUCAAGGUUUCUCCUUAUUCAGUCUGAAAAACUGAUGCUGUAGUUGUCUGAAUGUAUCAACUGACAUUAAUUUCAACUAUGACUUUGUAAUUUAAAAUGUAUGACUGUGAACAGCAGAAACUGUCAUUUAAUCUUGUUUUCCUGAAUGUUUUCAGCAUAUAAAAGCCUGAAAUGAUUAAUUACCAACCAUCAAUGCAUCUGUUGGUUAAUUCAUUAAAACUGAAUGCGGUUUAUGAAUUGAAUGUGAUGUUUUAAAGGCAAUAGAAGGUUUGUGAGAAGUAAAAAUAAAUAAAUCUAAUUUAAAUAUUA